UGCCCAGGCUGGUCUCGAACUCCUGGCCUCAAGUGAUCAGUCUCAGCCUCCCAAAGUGCUGGAACUACAGGCAUGAGCCACCACGCCCGGCCAACAUUUAAAUUUUUGAAUUUUUUUUCUGUUCCCUUAGUGUUUACCAAGCACAUUUAUCGGCAAGCCUCCUCAGGAAAACUGCCCAAAAUAACCACAUGUGGCAAGACUCAUUGUCAGGACAAAAGCCUCAGUUAACGUGGCCGCGACGGGCUUCCAUUGCCCUUCGCUGCCCGCAGUAAGGAUGGCUCCGGUGACUUCCUUCGAACCUCACAUUUCCCAUAACAAAGAUGGCGCCAUUGCUUCCGCGUUCCGGUUGCGGAUGGUGAGUGUAUUGGGGGGCUUGGCGGUUUUUCUCGUCAGUUUUCUGAAGUGCUUUGGAGAGAGGACUAUGGCAGCCAGGGACGCCACUUCAGGCAGCUUGUCAGAGGAGAGCAGUGCUUUGGACCUGCCAUCAGUGUGUGACAUAAGAGAUUAUGUCCUGCAGAGACCCAGCCAAGAAGCCAACAGCGAGGCUUUUAGUUCUUUGGAAUUCCAUUCUCUUCCUUGUUCUUCUGAUGUGGAUCCAGGUACGGUUGACAUUUGAAGCAUCAUCUUAAUUAGCUGCUCACAUUUAAUGUAACUGGGCCGCAGUCAACAGUCAUAAUCAAAAUAGCGAUGUUGCCGUAGCAACCAAGAUCCAACUCAAUUUCUUUUCCUCUCUGCUCACAAGUGCUGCUUACCAUCUAGGCAAGGAUAUGAAACAAAUCUGCUGAAACCUCCUGUGUGAGAUGAAAGUUAAAAACCGCUGGGGAAAAAACAUUCUUGAAUGAUUGUUUUAAGUGUUUCAGUGACGCUCCUGGCUCCAAAUGGCUCCUGAAGGAAAUUGUCUCCCCGGUUCUCUUGUCUGACAGCUUUGCCUCCUGAGAGCUGUUCCCCACACAUGGACGGGAUCAGGGGAAUCAUAGCUUUAUUCCAGAUCAAGCUGCAAGGUCCAGGAAGUGGGAGAGUUGACCCAGAUAAUCCUCCAUGGCUUUUCUAGCUAUAAAGUGAUCCUUUAACUUGGUUAUUCCUAAGCAAAAUACAAAACCACGCUGUUUUAAAACAAGCCUCAGGGUAGGCCUCAAUUUCAUGGAAAAGAAGACAGAGGAUUAUUAAUCAUUUUUAUGCCGUAAGCCAAUAGUUCCUAAAUUUGUACUAUCUGAAUCCUUUAGGGAAGCCCUCGAACUCCCCUGCUUGGCCCAUCAUCACUAGCACAGGUUCUAAUGAUGUCAAAUGAUGGCCAUAUGAAGAGCACAUUAGGGUUUUUAUUUCUUUUUUGUUAAUUAUUGCAUAUCUUGGUAUGAAGAUCAUAUUAAUGAGGAAAAUUAAUGAGCAGAUAAACCUUUUCUGUGUUCUAAUUGCCAACCCCUUCACCCAGUGAUUCUGGAGACUUAGUCUUGGUCUCAAUUUUCUUAUCUGGAAAAUAAGACACAGUAGAGCCGGAUAUUUUCCGUGCUCUUGGAUCCAGCUUCGUACAUGACUUCUUUAUUAAACAGAAUAGGAAAACAGUAUCACCUUUUGGUAAUGAUAAGCCGACGCUGUGAGGGUUGUUUUGCUUGAGAAAACAAAACAAACCCUGUGGCUUCUCAGGACGUCCUUGUUCCACCCUCACAUUCUUUUUAUCGCUUUCCAUGUAAGAGAUGGGAAUAAUCCAAUUGUGACAUUAAUCAAAGAGAAAUCAGACAAAAAUGUUUUCUUUGUAAUUCAUUGGGUAUGUCAUUAAAAAGAUGGGAAUAAUCUCAUUGUGAGAUUAAUCAAAGAGAAAUCAGACAAAAAUGUUUUCUUUGUAAUUCGUUUUG
Messenger RNA from Piliocolobus tephrosceles (Ugandan red Colobus), 1850 nucleotides. RefSeq names its product shieldin complex subunit 1 (gene SHLD1). The transcript has 3 exons. The coding region runs from base 275 to 616 and encodes 113 amino acids. Gene Ontology annotation, cellular component: site of double-strand break. The record is from RefSeq and is a predicted model, not a curated record. Lineage: Eukaryota; Metazoa; Chordata; Mammalia; Primates; Cercopithecidae. Gene Ontology annotation, biological process: negative regulation of double-strand break repair via homologous recombination; positive regulation of isotype switching; positive regulation of double-strand break repair via nonhomologous end joining.